This is a messenger RNA of Physella acuta, 1801 nucleotides long. RefSeq names its product zinc finger protein 883. Gene Ontology annotation, cellular component: nucleus. Lineage: Eukaryota; Metazoa; Mollusca; Gastropoda; Physidae. The record is from RefSeq and is a predicted model, not a curated record. Gene Ontology annotation, biological process: regulation of gene expression.
AAAAAAAUAAACAAGAUGGCUGCUAUAGUAAAUGAGCAUGGUUGCAUCUGUUGGAAACAUCGCUAGUCUUCAUUUAUUACUGAAAUUUUUUAAUUCAAUUGUUUAAAAACAGUUCAUUUCUGAGAUGCUGUCCAGCAUGGAGGUUAAAACAGAUGUGUUAUCUGCAGUUUCAUCUACUGUAGAUAUACAGUCAAAUGAAUUAACAGAGUUUUCAUCUUCUGAAGAUUUGAAACCUGAUCUAUCAACCAUAGUAUUAUCAUCUUCUGAAGACAUAAAAACAGAAUUAACAUUUUUUAAUUUCCAGGAUAUAAAACCUGACAUGACAUUUAAAACCCAUCAAGAUGUUAAACCUGAUGUUACAACAGAAUUUUCUUCUUCUGAUGACGUAAAAGCAGAAUUAUCAACAUUGUUUUAUUUCCAGGAUAUAAAACCUGAUAUGACAUUUAAAAACCCUCAAGAUGUUAAACCUGAUGUUAUACCAGAAUUUUCUACUUCUGAUGACAUAAAACCAGAAUUAUCAUUUUUUAAUUUCCAGGAUAUAAAACCUAACAAGUCAGUUAAUACUUCUCAAAAUUUUAAUCCUGAUAUUACAUUUUCAAUUAAAACAAUUAAUAAGAAACCUGCGGCAACAGCAGUAUUUUCAACAUCUGAAAAUUUAAAACCAGAAUUGUCAACUACUGAAAGUUUAAAACAAGACUUAGCUAAAGAAUUUUUAUUUUUUGAGGACAAACAACAAAAUGGACUUGAAGAAAAUCUACAAAUGUCUAUGGACAAAAAUAAGGUUGUUCAUUGUCAUCAAAUAUUUUCUCAAAGUUCUGAUAUUAAUAUGCAUAAAAAUGUUCAUUCUGGAGAUAAGCCAUAUGAGUGUGAUGUUUGUCAUGAAAGGUUUUCUCAAAGUUCUAAUUUAAGAACACAUAUAAAUAUUCAUUCAGGAGAAAGGCCUUAUGAAUGUGAUGUUUGUCACAAAAGAUUUAGUGAUAAGAAUGGUCUAUUACGACAUAAAUUUAUUCAUUCAGGAGAAAAACCACUUGAAUGUGAUGUUUGUCAUAAAAGGUUUUCUCAAAGUUCUUACUUAAGAAAACAUAAAAAGGUUCAUUCAGAAGAAAGGCCUCAUGAAUGUGAUGUUUGUCAUAAAAGGUUUUCUGAAAAAUCUAAUUUAAAAACACAUAAAAAGGUUCAUUCAGUAGAAAGGCCUCAUGAAUGUGAUGUUUGUCAUAAAAAUUUUGUGGAUAUGAAGGAUCUAUUACAUCAUAAAAUUGUUCAUUCUGGACAUAAGCAAUAUGAAUGUGAUGUUUGUCAUAAGAGGUUUUCGCGAAGUUAUAGUUUAAGUCAACAUAAAAAAGUUCAUUCAGGAGUAAGGCCUCAUGAAUGUGAUGUUUGUCAUCAAAAUUUUGUGGAUAUGCAGGCUCUAAUAUGUCAUAAAAUUGUUCAUUCUGAACAUAAGCAAUAUGAAUGUGAUGUUUGUCAUAAAAGGUUUUCUGAUAGUUCUAAUUUAAGAAAACAUAAAAAGAUUCAUUCAGGAGAAAGGCCUCAUGAAUGUGAUGUUUGUCAUAAGAACUUUGUGCAGAAGGUGGGUCUAUUACGACAUAAAAAAGUUCAUUCAGGAGAUAAGCCGCAUGAAUGUGAUGUUUGUCAUAAAAACUUUGUGGAUAUGAAGGAUCUAUGACGUCAUAAAAUUAUUCAUUCAGAAGAUAAGCAAUAUGAAUGUGAUGUUUGUCUUAAAAGAUUUUUUUGAAGUUCUGAUUUAAGACAAAAUAAUAAAGUUCAUUCAGGAGAAAGGCCACUAGAAUGUAACAUUUGA